AUGAAAAUUAACUCCAUCACCAAUAAGUACAAUUAUCAAAAUUAUGAUGCUAUAGAAGAAUACUAUAGAGAAGAAACUCUUUACUCAGAAGAUGAAAGUACAUAUGAAGUAAUGGAAACAUCUUUAAAUCAAGCUUUUGAAGCCUCAUUUCAAGAAGGACAAAGGAAAAAGGAUUAUCCUAUAGACGCAACUAGAACUAACGCUAUAAUGAUAACAGAAAAACGAGGAUUAAUCCAAUUAUCCGUAACUGCUGAAAAAGUUACAACAACUGAAGUAGAAAACUUAUGA
Molecule: messenger RNA, 288 nt
Organism: Dentiscutata heterogama
Lineage: Eukaryota; Fungi; Glomeromycota; Glomeromycetes; Diversisporales; Gigasporaceae
Source: the annotation of a GenBank genome assembly